UUUUAGCGACCCGUAGCCGCCUCGCUUCGAAAGGGGACGCCGGGUUUUGCGACAGUGUGGUAAAAUUUGGGUCUGAGGCGGAGAGGAAGAAGGGAAACAAGGCUGAAGGGAGCCGAGGAUGUUCGGGGCCGCCGAGGAGGAUGACACGGACUUUCUGUCUCCGACGGGAGGGACUCGCCUGGCUUCUCUCUUUGGACUGGAUCAGACAGUCACCGGUAGCGGAAAUGAAUUUUUCCAGUAUACAGCACCCAAACAACCUAAGAGAGGUCAACCAGCUGCUGCUGCAGGUCCACCAUCCCAGAAGCCUCCUGCUCCAGCGUCCAGUUCAGCACCACCGUCCGUCUUCAUCGCGACAGCUGUUCAUGCCUAUCGGUUUACAAAUGGACAAUACGUGAAGCAAGGCAAAUACGGAGUGGCUGUGGUGGGGAGCCAUGCCACCAAAGAGUACAGACUCCUCCUCUAUAUAAACCAGCAGCAACAAAUUGCAGCCGCCAGGAUCCAUUCGGCAUUUGCAUUCACGGUCCAGCCCAACAACUACAGCACAUUUUAUGACGAUCAGAGACAGAACUGGUCUAUCAUGUUUGAGUCCGAAAAGGCGGCUGUUGAUUUCAGCAAACAGCUCGGCAUUGCCAAAUACAACAGCAGCCAUUCCCCCGACGUGGUGGUGUGUCAGGAUCUUAUUCCUGGAGAGGGACAAGCCGUGGAAGUUGGAGACUCACUGGAGGUGGCCUUCACUGGUUGGCUCUUCCAGAAUGGUGCCCUUGGGCAGGUGUUUGAUUCAAAUGUCAACAAGGACAAGUUUCUGCGCUUGAAAUUGGGGUCAGGAAAGGUCAUUAAGGGCUGGGAAGAAGGGAUGAUUGGCUUGAAGAAAGGAGGACGGCGCUUCCUGGUUGUCCCUCCGGCAUUGGCUUACGGCGCUCAGGGAGUUGCCAAUCGCAUCCCUCCAGACUCAACCCUGGCUUUUGAGGUGGAGGUCAAGCGGGUAAGGCUUGGGAAAGAUACGAGUUCUGACGGACAGAGCCUGGGACCCAGGGAUUCCCUCGCUUCUUCCCCGGCACCGAGCCCAGAAAACCCAGCGACUGAUGCAACCGGGGGGCCUCCCUCCACACUUCCUCCAAAGCCAGGGGAUCCCCCUCUGAGAGCCAAAUCCAACUCAAUCAAUGAACAAUUAGCAGUAAGUCGUCAGAUCCUGAAAAAUGGAGACAUCUUGAAUCCUGAUGUGGCAAAAGCAAAGCUGAUUUCGCGUAUGGCAAAGAUGGGGCAACCCAUGCUGCCUUUUCUCCCAGGCACGCCUCCCGCUGCGCUUGACUCAAGCGACUCAGAAGUAGAGGACCCAAACACUUUCCGUGGAACAGCCCAGCCUGCAGCCUCCUCCCCACUGAAGCCGUCCCCUCCAGCAGCCCUUCCUCAGGUGACAGCACAAGUGCCACAGCCAUCUGUCUCUGGAAUCCAGGCGCCUUCAGCUGCUGUGAUGCCUCCGGCCCUUCAGCCUCAUCCAACACUUUCGGGGACCGUUCAGAGCUUUCAGCCCUAUGCAGGGAUGACAUAUGCCUACCCACAAAGCUCUGCUGCGGCUUCUCAGCUCCAGCCGGUUGGGGCAAUGUAUCCCGCACCUUUCCAAGCGGCAGGAGACAUCGGCUCAUUCCUGAUGACGGAGUCCCGGCAGCAGAGCACCGAAAUCCGCCUCGCCGUGGGGAAGGUGGCCGACAAAAUGGACCAGCUGGCAGCCAAGGUGGAGGAGCUUCAGAAGCACCACACGGGCCACAACCUGUUGCCGGGCAUUUCGUCGGUGACCAUGGAAACCGCCAUGAUCAUGAGCAACAUCCAGCGCAUCAUCCAGGAGAACGAAAGGCUCAAGCAGGAGGUCUUUGAGAAGAGCAGCCGCAUCGAGGAGCAGAAUGAGAAGAUUGGCACAUUAAUUGCCCGCAAUCAGAGGUACGUGGAGCAAAGCAACCUGUUGAUGGAGCAGCGCAACAACUCCCUGCAAUUGAGCACCGAAGAAAAGCAGGCACGGGUUUUGCAUGCCGAGCAGGAGAAGCCCACGCUGCCACCGGAGCCACGGUGGGACCAGGUCAAAGUUGCCGAGGAAUUGGCUGCUGCUACGGCACAGAUUUCCCGUCUUCAGCUGGAACUGACCGACCACCAGAAGAAGGAGAUGGACCUGCGCUCCCAGCUAAAUGCAGCCUUGAAAGAGUCGGAGAAGCACGGGUCGCAGAUCAACCAGCUGCAGGCACAGCUGGCUGAGCUCCAGGAAUCAUCUGAAGACACAAAGAGCAAGUUCCAAGUGGAGAAACAGAGCCGCAAGCAGCUGAAUGGAAAAGUAUCGGCUCUGGAGGAAGAGCUAACCGACCUCCGUGCAGAGAAGGAAAACCUGGAGAAGAAUCUCUCAGAGAGGAAAAAGAAAUCCUUGGCGGAAAGGCAGCAGGCCGAAGAAGAGAUGGACGAGAUCCGCAGAUCGUACCAGGAGGAGCUGGACAAACUCCGGCAGCUUCUGAAAAAGGCCCGGACGUCAACCGACCAGGCGGCUUCAGAGCAGAUGGCCUCGAUGCAGGCGGAGCUGGAGUCGCAGUGGGAAGCCAAAUGCGAGCGCCUGCUCAGCGCUGCCAAAGAGCAACAUGUGCGGCAGUAUCGGGAAGUGUGCGAUCAGCGCGACACUCAGCAACAGAUGGUCUCCCAGUUGGAAGAGAAGAUCUCCCAACUCAAAGCAACCCGGAGCUUGGAGGAUGAGAAACUGUCAACCUUGCAGGAGCAGGUGGAACAACUAGAGUCUGUCAAAAUCAAGUACUUGGCCCUGCAGUCCCAAGUAGCACCUUUGAAAGCCCGCUAUGAGGAGCGGAUCCAGGCGCUUGAGAAGGGGGCUGGCCGCCAAUCGCCUGCCAGCUCUGCUGAAGAAGUGAAGAAGAUCAUGAACGGGGUGUUCCAAUCCCUGCGGAGCGAAUUCGAGUUGGAGGAGUCCUAUACCGGCAGAGAGGUCCUUGGCAUCGUCAUGAACACCAUCAAGACAAUAACUUUGCAGCUCUUAGAAAGACAAGAGGAGAAGGAAGAAUCUAGUGGCGAAGAGGAAGGGCCAGAUCAUGGGAAACCCCAGAGUGAAGCUGCUCAUGACACAACGACAGAGGCAUCUUCCAUGCCUUCAGGUGAUAGUCCUCUUCCAGACGACAUCCAGGCCAGAGUGACAUCUUCAGCCUUGGAAACCCAGGAUGAGCAGCCUCCGUUGCCUUUGGAUCCAACCACAAGCCUGAAGGUUGCUGAGAUAAAGGAAGAGGAGAAAGCAAGGAACUCAGAACAUGAGAUAGCAGACACUGAGGAUGGAACUGACACAGUAGACACUGCCAUUGCUUUUCCAGAGCUUGCAAAGGCAGAAGUUGAGGAGAAACCACCUACGAUAGUCCUGGACGGAGGAGAAGGCAGUUGUCCAGAUAUUCCAAGCCAGAAGCCCCAUCCUUCUUCUCCUCCGCCAUCCAGCAAACCAGACUCAGCCGGAGAGGAGGAAACAUCCGUAUCCAGUCCAACCCAAGUGGAUUCCAGCCUCCCCGUCCUCGAGGAUAAGGACAGUUUGUUUGAAGCUGCAGCUCCUAAGUCAUCCGCACCGGGAGGACCACCAGAAGAGGAGGAAGAGGAGGAAUUGAGCUUCAAGGGCAAGCCUCCCCCCGCCCCACUCUUUGGCGACGAUGACGACGACGACAACUUGGACUGGUUGGGUUGAUGGGGUUCGUCACAUGAAGACACUUUGGAGAGACAAAGCAGUCACGGAUCGGGAACCAAAAUGGUUGGGACUCUUCUUCCUGUGGAUUUAUCUGGGAUCGGAGAUGUGUCACUUGCACUCUUUGGGGCGAGGGUUUCGUGUGGAAGCAUCUCUUCCAUCUCUCUGCCAUGCCCACCCCCCUAAAUACUAACCCAGGACUACUUAUGCAAACACAAAUGAUGGGGGAGGGAUUGCGAGGAAAUGAAAGCUCUUAGGUGCUAGAUUUCUCUUGUUGGUCUCUCGCAUUCACACCAUACCCAUUGAACACUUUUUUCCCAUCCUCCGAACCCUCUGUCUCAAUGAUUUCACAAUGGGAUUUGAGAAUAGUUUCUCCUUGCACAGUGAGAGCACAUAUGAGGAGCUGGCACCCUUGGAAGGUUUUUUCUCUCGGCUUUUUCAUAGGAGUUGAAUCAAUGCUAUUGGCAGAUAUUCCUGGGGUAUCCAAAGGCCAAGAAAGGAGCAUCCCUCUGUCUGGUUGCCUUGGAUUAUCUCCCAUGGAAAGCGGAUCUUAGCAGUGCUCACCUCCCGUUGAAUGGGAUCUGAGGCCUGAUUUCAUGUCUUGAACAGUAAAAGUGCAAUUAAAGUCAUAUUUAAAUA
Anolis carolinensis (green anole) is the source of this 4342-nucleotide messenger RNA. It is a transcript of the gene fkbp15, whose product is annotated as FKBP prolyl isomerase family member 15. The record is from RefSeq and is a predicted model, not a curated record. The transcript has 30 exons. Gene Ontology annotation, molecular function: peptidyl-prolyl cis-trans isomerase activity. Bases 119 to 3706 code for a protein of 1195 amino acids. Lineage: Eukaryota; Metazoa; Chordata; Lepidosauria; Squamata; Anolidae. Gene Ontology annotation, cellular component: growth cone.